GUUACAGAUGCGCCAUCGCAUGAAGGUCACCUCUCGGAGCAGGCACCCGAGUCACCCAAGGCAGAAAAUGACAGCGUUUUUCUCAUCAGGGCACAAGGGUUCCCCUUCUCCUGCACCGAGGAAGACGUGCUUACCUUUUUUGAUAGCUGUAGAGUUCGAAACGGUGAGAACGGCGUGCACUUCCUCUUAAACAGGGAUGGGAGGCGCACGGGGGACGCCCUGGUGGAGCUGGAGUCGAAAGCAGACGUGCAGAGAGCCUUGGAAAAGCACCUGAGGUACAUGGGCCCGCGCUACGUGAAAGUGUUUGAGGUGCACGACAGCGACGUGGAGGGCUUGCUGCGGAACCUGCGGGACGAGUCGCACGCCAUAAGCGAUGGAGUGGUGCUGCUCCGAGGCCUGCCCUUCAGCGCCACCGAGGAGGACAUCAUGGACUUCUUCUCGGGUUUGAGAAUAACUGACAUAGCUUUCAUCUACCGGGGAGACCGAAGGACGGGAGAAGCUUUCGUGCAGUUCGCAGCCCCCGAAAUGGCAGCCAAGGCCCUGCUGCGCCACAGGGACUACAUGGGCAGCAGGUACGUAGAGGUGUACGUCAGCAGAAAGCACCAGAUGCAAAGGCACGUGCCCUACCACAGACACGUGGCGGUGGGGACCUACCCCAGGGCGAGACGAGAGCAGGAGCCCAUUGCGGAGGACAGGGAAUCGAGCAGCGCGGGAGGCGUCGAUGCUGAGAGAGAAAGCAGUGAGUCCCUCCCCGUCGUCUUUGUUCUUGGGGGCUGCUUCGUUUUCCCCUCAUGGGCUGCUGUGGGCAUGACCCUGUGUGCCUGUGGCUUCAUUGGUGCAGGGCAGGAGCAGAAAGCUCCGGACGCGUUGGACUCUGGGAGCAGCUCAUCGCCUCUGCACUUUGUCCACAUGAGGGGUUUUCCUACCCAAGCUACUGCCCAGGACAUAGUAAAUUUUUUUGCCCCGCUGAAGCCCACAAGGAUCAUGGUAGCGUACAACUCCCACGGAGAAGCCACAGGAGAAGCGGACGUGCAUUUUGAGAGCCACGAGGAUGCAGUCGCUGCAAUGGCAAAGGAGGGGUCACAGCUGCAGUGCAGCGCCGUCGAGUUGUUCCUGAAUGAACACCCACAGGCCGAAGCGAACACAUUCCGCGGGUACGAGCGUCAAGAUCGAGCACGAGUGCCGCUGCUCAGUAACAUUUAG
Molecule: messenger RNA, 1203 nt
Organism: Mesitornis unicolor (brown roatelo)
Lineage: Eukaryota; Metazoa; Chordata; Aves; Mesitornithiformes; Mesitornithidae
Gene: GRSF1
Product: G-rich RNA sequence binding factor 1
Biological process (GO): regulation of RNA splicing
Cellular component (GO): ribonucleoprotein complex; nucleoplasm
Molecular function (GO): RNA binding
Source: RefSeq, a predicted model, not a curated record